Messenger RNA from Melospiza georgiana, 1871 nucleotides. It is a transcript of the gene OTX1, whose product is annotated as orthodenticle homeobox 1. The coding region runs from base 67 to 1074 and encodes 335 amino acids. Gene Ontology annotation, cellular component: nucleus. The transcript has 3 exons. Gene Ontology annotation, biological process: multicellular organism development; regulation of transcription by RNA polymerase II. Lineage: Eukaryota; Metazoa; Chordata; Aves; Passeriformes; Passerellidae. Gene Ontology annotation, molecular function: RNA polymerase II cis-regulatory region sequence-specific DNA binding; DNA-binding transcription factor activity, RNA polymerase II-specific. The record is from RefSeq and is a predicted model, not a curated record.
AUUUGAUUUUGAUUUUUUUUUUUUUUUUCCUGCCGGACUUUGGAGGAAAACUGCCCGGCUUCUAGCAUGAUGUCUUACCUCAAACAGCCCCCUUACGGCAUGAACGGGCUGGGGCUGACGGGCCCCGCCAUGGACCUGCUGCAUCCCUCCGUGGGCUAUCCGGCCACGCCGCGGAAGCAGCGGCGGGAGCGCACCACCUUCACCCGCUCGCAGCUGGACGUGCUGGAGGCGCUCUUCGCCAAGACGCGCUACCCGGACAUCUUCAUGCGGGAGGAGGUGGCCCUGAAGAUCAACCUGCCCGAAUCCCGAGUCCAGGUCUGGUUCAAGAACCGCCGCGCCAAGUGCCGGCAGCAGCAGCAGAGCGGCGGCGGGGCCAAGAGCCGCCCGGCCAAGAAGAAAUCUUCGCCCGCCCGGGAGAGCUCGGGCUCGGAGAGCAGCGGGCAGUUCACGCCGCCGGCAGCGGCCUCCAGCUCCGCCUCGUCUUCCUCCUCCAGCUCGGCCUCCUCGGCCCCGGUGGGCGCCCCGGCCUCGCUCAGCACCCCGGCGUCGUCCAUCUGGAGCCCGGCUUCCAUCUCGCCCGGCGCGGCGCCCGCGGGGGUGACGGUGCCCGAGCCGCUGCCGCCGGCCGCCGCCUCCUGCAUGCAGCGGGCCGGCCCCGCCGCCUCGGCCGCCUCCGCCUCCUACCCCGUGUCCUACAGCCAGGGCGGCGGCUACGGCCAGGGCUACCCCGCGCCGCCCUCCUCGUCCUACUUCGGGGGCGUGGAUUGCAGCUCCUACCUGGCGCCCAUGCACUCCCACCACCACCCGCACCAGCUCAGCCCCAUGGGCCCCUCCUCGGUGCCGGGCCACCACCACCACCACCCGCUGAGCCAGAGCUCGGGCCACCACCACCAUCACCACCACCACCACCACCACCAGGGCUACGGCGGCACGGGGCUGCCCUUCAACUCCUCCGACUGCCUGGACUACAAGGAGCCCGCCGCCGCCGCCGCCGCCUCCUGGAAGCUCAACUUCAACUCCCCCGACUGCCUUGACUACAAGGACCAGGCGUCCUGGCGCUUCCAGGUCUUGUGAGGGAGCGGUCUCCGUCCCCCAAGCUGCCACUGACCCACCCGGGGGCUCCCCACCGCCUCCCGGGCAGGACUCUGGGCUCUUCCUCCUCCUCCUCCUCCUCCCUCUUCGUUAGCAGUGGCGGUGUCCUGGGGAGGUGCUGCCGCCCCCAUCUCUACUGACUGAUAUUUAUUUGCUUCCUGCACCACUCCACCAGGUUUAUUAUAAUUGUUAUUUUUUUAAACGCAACAGAAGAGGAGUUUAAAAAAAAAAAAAAAAAGAAAAUUAAAAAGCCAAGCGUGUCCCCCGCUGCCCCCCGGGCAGAGGCGCAGGCUGGCUCCUGCCCUGCCAGUGCCCCCGGCUUUGUGCGGGGACCCUCAGCCCUGCGGGUGUGGAAUUCCCGGCUCGCCAGUCCUGUACAGCCUCUUGCCGCGGGGAGCGGCGGGAAUUAUGUAAAUACUCGGUCCGUUCCAGUGACCACGAUUAUUUUUAGUUGAUGCUGUUGGGUUGGCAUUUAUCUAGAGUCUAACAUGGAACAGAACGUAAAAAAAAAAAAACAAAAUCUUUUUAAAUUUCGAUUUUCUUCCCUAAAAGAACGAAUCUUUCCCGGUGUCAUGUCCUCCGUCCAUCCUCGAGGGCUCCGCACAAGCUUGGCUGUGCCGUCCUGGGGCUGAGGGAGAGGGGGCAUGGAAGCAGCCACGGGAGGUGUCCAGAACGGAGGCAAAGGGGGAGGGAGGAAAGGCUGCCCAGCUGAUCCGCAACCUGCAGACCAAAAAACCCAAAACUUUUGGAGAAAAAAUUAAUAAAAGGAAACAAACAAA